UCCAUAUCGAAUGAAGAUGAUUAAAAGUGUUGAAUGGGGAUAGAGAGUCGAUGUCGAAGCACCACGAAAAAAACAUUCGGAAAAUACCUAGUAAAAAGCACCCUCGAACAAGAAAUAAUGAAAAUAUUCGCCGGAGGUUUGAAAGAUGGACAAUGCCAGCAGGAAAAAAUUUGUGAACAAGAGAAUAGAGAGAGAGUAGCCCCUGAGCUGUUGCAAUGGUUCUCGAAAAAAACUUUUGCUCAAAAGCUUCCUAGUUUUUUUUUCAAUGUACAACCUCGUUCCCCUUGUGAAAGAAGAAGAAAAUAAACCCUAAAUCACCAUGGAUCACGAAGUCUUUCUCGAUGAUAGCGAAACGGAGGUCGACCUCCAGUUUCUCGAUGACGAUGAUGGGGGACUGGCUUCUCAGGAAAGUAGCAAAGAAGUACUUCUAGCUGGACAAAAGAAGCAGCCUUCAGACUUGAUACAAGCUGGUGUAUGCAGCAGGCGUCGUGGUUCGAAAGUGCAGGUACCGCUUGAUUUAAGGGUAGGGUAAAGGUGCGCUUUUGUUCUUGCCGUUUGUUAUGGCUCUCUCCCUUAGGUGGGGACAGCCAUAACAAGCGGGAGAACCCACGAACACCAAAAACCUCCCUCUAAGUGAUGGGCUCGUUCCAAUUACACCUUCUUUAUCUUCUAUUCCGAAGUCUCGUCUCUUGAGUGCACCUGAGGGUCCUUUUUUUGGAACUGCUCCCGAUGAGAUUUUGCUACGAAUAGCUUUUUUUCUGCCUUCUUGUGCGGGUGUGGCGAGUACGUGUCGGCGGUGGCGCAGAGUAGUAAGCGAGCAUCGAUCGCGAAUUUGGCGCAGCCGUUUUUUAGCGGAUCCUAGGAAGCAUGUUGAAUUGGCAUUGAUUGACCAGUGCUGCAAGAGUCAUCUUCUCCAUCAUGUUAGAACUUCUUCGCCUCGUGCUGCAAGUCUACAACAAGAUGAUGUAGAGUCUGCUGUAUGGCUUCUACAUCAGAGGAAGCGACAUUUUUGGCUGAGUAGUACUUCUGAUGCUAGUACUAGUCUUCAAAGACCUCGGUUUCUACACAAUAAGUGUGGAAGACGUGCGAUUUUGGAACGUUACGGUGGUAGCCAACUGCUUACAGGUGACGCAGCCUUUUCUGGUGGAGGUGGUGGAGGUUUGGGAGUUGUUUCAUUAACUGGUCAGGGUAAUUCGGACUCCUUUUUUUAUCCCAGAGAUUCAUCUUCAUCUGGAAAACAAACUGGACUUGGACAGCAUCAUGGAAGUACUUCAUCUCGCACAAACUGUGUCUGGUACAUGAAAAGAGCAGGAAGUAGUACUUCUAGACGAGCAACGACGAUAUUGGAGGAGCAACAAGGUCCUCAGCCUGUUCCUAGUACAACGAGCGACGAUCAUCUAUCUCGUUAUUUUGAUGCCGAUAGCUUGCCAGUACGAAAUGACCGUGGGCAAAACGUUAAUAACCUUGCCGCGGCCAAAACUUCGCUUCCUGCCUUCGUACCUGUUUGCAUGCACACAGUUCAUUUUCCGACCAUGCAGGUGGUAGUUUUAGGUGGCUUAGCUGGAGAACUGCGUGGAUACGGCAUGUUUCCUAGUAGUACCGGCCGCGGGUCAUCCACAGGCCUUCCGCAACACACGGCACCAGAGGAGCUCUUUCAUGUGCCAACCGCUCACGCCGAUGGACGCUGUGUAACCGGGAUUGGCAGUGUGUUGAGCCUCUUUGUAACUGUAGGACUGGAUGGGAUGCUGCGUUUCUGGCGGGUUGAGCGGAAAAUAAGGUGGCAAAAACAAGAACAUCAGGGAGGAAUAGGAGGAGGUUUGGCUGCGGAAAUCAACCACUCUCGUAGUAGUAGGAGUAGAACACCUGCUGUGGGCCUCUUGGGUGCUGAAGAGCAGCCGAGCUGUAACAACAAAAGCUUUCAAGUCUUGUAUCAAACUUUCUCGCUCAAAGAAGUGUAUCAACUUCCCCUACCUGGCGGACCGGCGAAUGCUUUGUCUGUCCAAUAUUCACCUGCUACUCAAACUACUACAACUCAUGCACAGGUGGGCGGAGGCAUAAAUGAUCAUGAUUUUCAUCAACUUGGUUCCCAUUUCUAUUUCAACUUGAUGACGACGCACGAAGAUGGGAGUGUUGCUGUGUGGGAAGGCACACUAGGAUUCGGCUUGUCUGCUGCUGAAGUCCAAAUACAGAGGAGGCUGCCACAGCCAGAAAAUGCCGUUCUGCGGGAGCGCUUUGCGUGGUGUCUGGCGAGAUACGCUGAUGUAGACGAGGUUCUUGAGAAAGAAGCGUCUGAGCUGGUUUGUACUUCUCGUGCACAGGAGGCGCAAAGAAUGAGUGACAGUGUUGCUCGUACUGCCGCGGCGCACUGUGAGUUAAAACGUAAUGCUUUGAUUCGGCACAGCGACCAUGAAAGGGGGGCAACUAAUGAUGACAUUGGAGAAAACGAGGUAUCAUCUUCAUCUUCUGCAGACCGAACACCUACUCCAAUCGAUGACGAAAAUUCCUCUUCUUCAUCCGAGUUAGGCUUCAUGCAGAAAGCCGGGCCCCUGUUCGAACUCUGCUGCCUCAACUACGAGUGGGUUUCAGGUCCUGGUCUUGGGCCACUAAGCUCAAAGCGCUUAAAUCGGACGUUGGUUGUAGACGUUCUGCGCAUGUCUGUGAAAUGUAUGCGCUUGCCGCCUGCAGCAGGCACUGAAUCUAAUGGUACAUUGAAUGCAGAUCAAGUCCGAGAACUGCCUUUGGAACGGGCAUUAGGAAGUUCAAGACCUGUUUCGGCUGGAAGAAGUAGUGGUGCUACAAGCACUAGGUUAAUUCCGCCUGGUGCGAAGGCAAAACAAGGAGCGGUAAGAGGAAGCGGAGUCUCAACAUCAUCUUCUUGUUCCUCGACUGCUGUGCGCUUGUUGCCCACUUUUUCUGGGUCGUUGUACUUCAACGAAACUAGUACAGACCGCCUUCCGGUCGUUCCUCCUGGUGCAUCUCCGCAAUACGCGUGUUGUUUUCUUACUGGGGACCUCGUCUGCGCUGGUGGAUUCGAUCGCUCCUUGCAUGUUUGGAAAAGUAGUGGUGGAGAUGGGAUAGGUUCGAAUAAGUCAAGCAGUGCAGUGAGUUUUUCGUUGAAAUCGCACGUUUUUUCUUUGGCUUUCUACGGAACUGUUUCCACGACAUCGCACAGUUGUAAACAAGAACAAAGGACGAGUUGUACAUCUAAUCUGGGCUCUUCCAGAACAAGCGAAAAAACUAGAAUGAAGGACUCGAUGAGGUGCUGCUCAGGUGGAAGUUCAAGUUUGUUUGUUGGUCUCGGUUCGGGUCUCAUCCUCGAAAUGCCGGAGAGUAUGCUGCGAAGUAAAGGCGCGGCCUCACAUUAUGCUUUUGAACUUGAGUAAUAUUGAUUUUUUUUGAUUUGCCUCCAUGCGAGUAUGCCAAUUUCAUAUUCUUGCUCUUCUAGUAGCAUAUGAAGCAGAACUACAUCCUUCUCGGCAUACAACUAGACCCCAGUCAACACACAUCCCUUGUUUUUCUAUGGACGAAUUCUCUUCAUUUGCCACAAGAGCAUCUCGCAAGCAGCGUCACAGAGUAUCGCGGUCAUGCUGGGCCAGUGGAGGAUCUGUGCCUAUUGCAUGAGGGCAAAACUCUCGUCUCGGCUUCCGCUGAUGGCACUGCUAGGUUCUGGAAAACUAUGAACAGGCCAAGCCAUACUACACCUGCAAGCACUUCCUCUUCAUCCAAGGCCUCUUCCAGUAUGUUGCCAAUCAACUCCAACAAUUCGCACAAAUCUGACGAAAUUGCGGACUCAGCGAGCACUAGGAGCUGUAUUAUGGUUUUGAACCUGCAGCGACCUGUGCUUGGGUUGCGGUCGACGUGCGAAGGUGUGUACUGGCGAUCUAAGAUGGGAACAGAAUUUUUGCGUAGAGAAGACGGCGACUCGUUUCAACACUCAAUAGAGAAUGUUGGAGGAACUAGUGCAUUCGGGAAGACUAAAGGACUUCAUGGUGACGAACAUUAUCAUGUUGCACGCUUGAAGAGUGAGCCUCUACUUCACAACAUUGCUUUCUUUCGCAAUUGCACAGCAUCCCGAGGCAUGUCUUCUUCGAGCAAGGGCGCUGUUAGUAACAGUAACGACAUUGCUUUCACCGUUGUUGAUGACGGUUUGUUAUUGCUUCCGCGUCUGAUAGGAUCUAGCGCGGGUGCUAACGGCAAGCUUUUGGAGCAGAAGCAAGAGAGACAUGCACAGUCCUUGUUACGUACUGCAUCUAGUACUACGUCUGCAUCUAGUAGUGCGGCAGCGACUUCAUCUUCAUCCCCCUCUCAUCUCCGUCGGAUUCUCGCGCCUGACGUUAUCCCGGAAUGCCCAGACUUUCAUCUCUAUGGUCUAGACCACGCUGAAGCCUUCAAACAUUGCCGAACUCUAGUAGAAAACACUAGGAAAUCAUGCAUUUUUGAAGAAACAACUGAACUGUCUUUAGAAUUACAUGGUAUUGAAGGGGGCUCAUCAGGGUCCUCUUGGAGUAGUAGUAGUAGGAGUAGUAGGGGCACUGGUGCAACCUUGAAUGUAACAACAUCUUCAAGGCCUCCUUCAUCAUCUUUGCCAUAUAGUAGACUAAAUAGGAUGAGGCCGAAACUUAACGACAUGAUAAAUUUGAACUCAACUUCUACUCAAAUCCAAACAAGGACAACUAGUAGAGGCGAUUUUGACAGAGGGUCAGCGAGAAAGACACAGCUGUGUAUGGUCGGCUCAACAGGAAGACAACACAGAAUAUACCUUGCACAGGGAAAAGUUUGAAAAGAAACUAAACAGAACAGCAUUUUCCAUUUUAUCUUAAAUGCACAAGAACAUUUUCCAAAGGCGAGGUCCACUUUUUUGUUCCCUCUGAGGUAUACUGUCUGGUAUGUGAGUAUACUCUCAGGCGAGAAGCGCACGGAGAGCACAACAGAUUUCGUUUCAGAGUACUUCCUCCAGUCUCGCUACUUACCACAUUCUCGAGGGGGGCGGGAAGACAAAAACUUGUUUCUAGUACAGGAAAAUUCUUUCAAAAAAACUGGCGUUGAUCCUUAUAAUCUAAUGCCAUAUUGGUGAUUGUACUUAAGAAAACAAAUGGCCCUCUCACGGCAAGCUGGGUUGUGGAAGCAGUUUUGCUGGACAGCACGUGAAUUUCCAGAAAACGUGAGACGGAGGGAGGUCAGGUUGGCUCGGGCGCAGCUGAAGAAUCUGCCGGAGAACAGACGAGCACCUUAUAUCCGGUAUCAGCUGAGAACGACAGAGCAAACAUUGCAGUUCAUGAAGUAUCGUGCGAUAAAAAGGAGAUAUGAUUUGUGACACUUCUGAUGGACUUGUUGUUGAGAGAGGACGAUGUUGGUACCUUGUAUUUGUUUCGUUGAUUUUUUAGAAUUUUUGAAAGAACAGAUGCACUUGAUAUUGCUGAGCUGUUGCAACGCUGUGGAAAGGCGUCUUUGAGCUUGCUGCUGGGUCAAUUUUGUCUGGGUCAAUUUGUCGGAGGGAGUGAAAAGGGC
Amoebophrya sp. A25 is the source of this 5508-nucleotide messenger RNA. NCBI's taxonomy places the organism in Eukaryota, Dinophyceae, Syndiniales, Amoebophryaceae. The record is from the annotation of a GenBank genome assembly.